Messenger RNA from Polychytrium aggregatum, 804 nucleotides. RefSeq lists its product as uncharacterized. Lineage: Eukaryota; Fungi; Chytridiomycota; Chytridiomycetes; Polychytriales. The record is from RefSeq and is a predicted model, not a curated record. The transcript has 2 exons. The coding region runs from base 1 to 804 and encodes 267 amino acids.
AUGCCCGUCGCAGACAGAGAUGCACGAGGAGUGGCUGUUGCCGUCAUGCAAAAGACCACCACCACCCCCGCCGCAAUCAUGGUGACCCCCCAUGCACAAGCAUCGGCAAGGGGGUCGGCCAGGCAGGAUGGUGCUGCGCGGCUGCGCAUGCCCCAACGCGCCAGCCCGGCACGCAAAAGUCGCGCGCGGCUGUCGACCCGAGGCAGGACGCGCGACCGGGGCGGGACCCCGCAGAGGCACGGCGAGUGGCUGGGGCGCGGUGGCACGGACGCGCAGGGACGCGGACCGGGCACAAGGCCGCGGGCUGCCACGUGCGAGCGGAGCGGCCAGCGGCGGGCGCGGUGGCAACUGGUGCAGCCGCGGCAGCCAAUCCGCGCAGCGCUCGCCCGACGCGCCGGGCACUUGGUGCGCCUGGCGGCAGCGGCAGAAGAGCGGCUCCUGGCCCGGCCGUCUGCGAUCCUGCCAUCGGUUCUACGAUCGGCUCUGCCAUCAGGCCUGCCAUCAGGCCUGCCAUCAGAGUCCUGGCAUGCGCUCGCACCUCGCCCUCUUCGCCGCGGCAUUGUUGUCGAUGCCGUUGAUUUGCGUCGCUUUCCCACCGACGACCCCCACCGACGACCCCCACCGACCUCGCCAACAACCACGCACACGCCAGCGCACUGUUACCACGGCACGCAACAAGCAAUACGCGGCCUGCCCGACACUGCCGCGUUCAACAGAUAUGCCUCCGCGCACGUUUUGUCGCCAGCCGUGUCGGCGCGUCGAGGCAGGGCCGCAAACAAAGCACCCGCCUCUGUGCGCGGAUGA